Molecule: messenger RNA, 5241 nt
Organism: Monodelphis domestica (gray short-tailed opossum)
Lineage: Eukaryota; Metazoa; Chordata; Mammalia; Didelphimorphia; Didelphidae
Source: RefSeq, a predicted model, not a curated record
CAGAGCGAGGCCGACAGCCAGAGCGAGGCUGAGAGCGAGGGCGAGAGCCAGAGCAGUUGAGGUAACUUUACCUCAAAAGUUUUUUCUCUGAGCCCCAACUCUCCUCAGGGCCUCAGAAUUUCCACUUACUGAGAGCCCAAACUCUCCUCAGAGACUUGGCUGGCUUGAGAAUACCAACGGCCUCCAAUCUCUGAGUGUGGCCUACUAGCCAGUAGAGCCUUGACGGCGUGACCUGUGCGGAGCAGGAGCGGAGCCAGGUCAGGCCAGGUCGUGUGGGAGAGGCGGGAGCUGGCCCCGGGUAAAAGCGUGAUCCGUUAAAGAGCAGUUUGAGAUCUCGCGAGAUCCUUCGGGAUUACGCUACCCGUGAGUGAGACCCCAGAGAGAAGGCGGCAAAAUGGCGGAGAUAGAGGACUGCUACAGCGAUGACGACAUCUUGCCAGGUAGGCAACCCUCCCCCAGAAGAUACCCCGCUGCUCCGGCCUCAAGUUUGCCAGGAGCCCCUCCUCAUUCAAUCCAAGUCCCCGAGAUAGAUACUAGCAAUCUGAGUCUAUACUAUAUCAGUGCCAAGCAGCGAGCUACAGAGGAAUCUAGCAAUGCAGACGGUCACUUCUCUAAGGCCCCAUGGGGAAAAGGGGCCUGGUCUUGCCCCCCCGGGGAGGAGGGGGAGGCAAAAGAGAUCGUGGUACAGGACAAUUAUUUGUCCACUACAUCUUCCAGCUCAGAGGAGUUAGACCCGUUCGCGUGGUUCAUGAAGUGUUCUCCCCCUACUCAGGGGGGCCCUACUAGACGCAACAAAACCCUGCAGAUACAGAAGCCAGAGAGAGAGAUUAACAUAGAAAAGGAGGGGGAACAUCGUGACAGUCCACCCCCCCCUAAAAAACCGUUCCUUAAAUCUCCUCCCAGUUCUAAUUCCGUGCUUCUAAAAAAAAUGCGACAGUUUAUAGCCUCAAAAACUCCAGCGAAAAAGAAGCCGCCCUCGGAGUUUUCUCCUCUGUUGCAGACCCCCCGCAGGGCUCAUGAUUCCCAGGCAGAGGACAAGUCACCAGUCCUUCAGUCUUCUGGUGUGCCGAGAAAUAAGUCAGGUCAUGGGCUUUCUCCUUUAGAGCAGACACCAUACUAUCCGUCUCCUAAUGUCCUGCUAGAUGACUUGGAAGCUACUCCACUACUCUUUCAGUCUCCUCUUUUGACAAGCCCCAAGUUGUCUUCUGCAGUACAGGCAUCACAGCAGUCUCCUGAGGCCCUCCAGUUUGGCAAGCCAACUUGGAAAUCUUCCAACAGAAGGAAAACAACCCCUGAGUUUUUUCUUACUCGUGUAUAUAAGAAGCCACGCCCCAAUUCUGAAGACAGUUCAGCCAAUAAGCCUUCAUCAAGAGGCCACCCGAAAUUGUUCCCUAAAUCUUCAAGAGAUAUACCAGUUUAUGAAUUAUGUUCUAUAGAUGAGUUGCCAUCACCUUACAAGUCUCUUGGCAUCCUGUUUAAAGAGAGGUCAGCCAGUGACUCUUCUCCUUCAACAAGCCGCAAGAUACCAGAUCCAAAUUCUCCUUUAGCAACCUAUAAGUUUUCUCAUGCUCGUGUACAGAGGAUUAAAUCUCGUAAGUCUCUUGAUUUUGUGAUUGAAAACAAGUCAAGCUAUGAGUCUUCUUUGAAAGUCUAUGAGAUGUCUCCACCCUAUAUGCCAAUAGUAGCACUCUACCAAAAAGAUGGUUUCCUGUUUCUUCAGAAGUUAAGGUUUCCUGCCCACAUCCAGAGGGCACUAGCUCCUGAUACUCCUUCCUAUAGGUUAAGUGAUUUAAUUUUUAUAGAGGAAGAGAUAUUGCCACCCUGUGAUUCUCCUGAUCUGUUUGAGGAACAGCCAACCACCUCCAAGCCUCCUUCCCCAAGCCCGAAGAAUACUGUCUCUGAAUCUCCUUCUCCAGUGGGAAAGAAAUCAAUUUUGGGGCCUUAUACUCUCCAGGGACAGAUAUUGACACCAUACUCAUCUUUUGAAUUGUUUGACAAGGAAGAAAUAUCAGAUUGUUCUUCACCAUCACACAAGAAAUCAGUAGUCACUCAAUUUCCUUCUCCCAAGCAGACACUGCCAUGCCACGAGCCUCUUAAAUCCUUGAUUGAGAAAAAGCCAAGCUGUGAGUCCUCUUCUUCACCAGCCUCCAACAUGCCAGCCCUUGACAUUCCUCCACCAAACAAUGAAGAAAUAUUGGAUUGUUCUUCACCAUCACACAAGAAAUCAGUAGUCACUCAAUUUCCUUCUCCCAAGCAGACACUGCCAUUCUACGAGCUUCUUAAAUCCUUGAUUGAGAAAAAGCCAAGCUGUGAGUCCUCUUCUUCACCAGCCUCCAACAUGCCAGCCCAUGACAUUCCUCCACCAAACAAUGAAGAAAUAUUGGAUUGUUCUUCACCAUCAUACAAGAAAUCAGUAGUCACUCAAUUUCCUUCUCCCAAGCAGACACUGCCAUUCUACGAGCUUCUUAAAUCCUUGAUUGAGAAAAAGCCAAGCUGUGAGUCCUCUUCUUCACCAGCCUCCAACAUGCCAGCCCAUGACAUUCCUCCACCAAACAAUGAAGAAAUAUUGGAUUGUUCUUCACCAUCAUACAAGAAAUCAGUAGUCACUCAAUUUCCUUCUCCCAAGCUGACACCGCCAUGCCACGAGCCUCUUAAAUCCUUGAUUGAGAAAAAGCCAAGCUGUGAGUCUUCUUCACCAGCCUCCAACAUGCCAGCCCUUGACAUUCCUCCACCAAGAAAGAAGCGAGUGUCUGAAUGUUCUUAUUCCCCUAGUCCAAAGAAGUACCAACACAAGUCUUUUGAUUACCCACUUGAGGACAAUUCAACCAGUGAGUCUCCUCCUUCAACAAUCCGCAGGAAGGUAUUCCCUAAAUCUCUUACCCAGAGAGAAAAGCAAGCCAAGAGAGCCUCUGAAUCUGCUGAUUCCCAGGUACAGAAAACAGCACCUCACAAGUCUUUUGAUUACCCACUUGAGGACGAUUCAACCAGUGAGUCUCCUCCUUCAACAAUCCGCAGGAAAGUAGUACCUCAGUCUCUUGCCCGGAUAUUCAGGCGAGGAAAGAGAGCCUCUGAAUAUGCUGGUUCCCGAGCACAGAAAAUACAACCUCUCAAGUCUUGUCAAAACUCAGUUGAAGACAGUUCCACCAGUGAAUCUUCAGCAAUCUACAAGAAGGUGUUCCCUGAAUCUCUUACCCAGAUGGGAAAGCAAGAAAAGAGAGCCUCUGAAUAUGCUGACUCUCAGGCACAGAAAACAGCACCUCACAAAUCUUUUCACCACUCAUUUGAGGAAGGUUCAACCAGUGAUUGUCCUCCUUCAGCAAUCCACAAAAAGGUAUUCCCUGAAUCUCUUACACAGAUGGGAAAGCAAGGAAAGAAAACCUCCAAAUAUUCAGAUUCCCAGACACAGAGAGCAACAUCAUCCAAAUCAAUAUGUGAUUCUUCUUCACCAAGCCUUAAGUUGCCAGUCCCUGAAUUUCCUUUACCAGUGGGGAAAAGGCUGGUCUCAGAGUUUUCUUAUUCCCAGGUCCAGAAGCCAACUUUUUUGGUCACAAAGAAGCAAUUUCAUCGAUCUUUUUCCUGGGAACAGAAGAAGCUAGUUCCUGAAUCUUCUUUCCCAAACAAAAAGCCAGUUGUUGAGUCUUUUUCUUCCCAAGUUUAUUCUAAGGAACAGAGGGAGCCUCUUCCUUCUCAAGUCCCAGAAAGACAAAUGUUCGAGUAUUUUGCAGCCAUGAUACCAGAGAUGCCUGCCACUGAAGCAGUUCCUUACCAGAAGCCAGGUGUAGGUGAUGAGGAAGAGAAUCUGUAAGCCCUCCUGAAGAAGCCAGUCUGAAUCAUCUCCUUCACAGCUGCUGAAGAAGCCAAAGAAGAAAGAAGUAGGGGAAAUGCGUCCCCUCCCUGUGUCUGAUAGUUUGUGUGAAUUUUCUUAAAAAAAAAAAAAGGUUCAAUUAACAAAUAUACAUUUUCUUUGCCUUUAACUUUAAAUGCCUUUAAAUACUUUUAAAUGCUUUAAAUGCCUUUAAACUUGGUUGAAAUUAAUUUUGGCAUACAAAAUGUCAUUUCAGUUAGUCUAAAUUCCCAUUAGAAUUGUCUCUAAAGGCUGGUGCAUUUAAAUGCAUUUUCCCCCUUUAGAGAUAUAGUUGGUCUUUAUUGUGUCCUGUUGGUUCAGUUCUGUUCACUUUGUCAUUUCAGAACAGUUUUUUCAGAAUUCAUUAGAGUUCUCAUAGUUGUUUGUUUGUAAUUGCUUUAUGAUAUCAUAUGAACAUGCUACAAAUUUAUUCAGCCAUUCCCCUCUUCCAUAGGAAUUUUCAUUUGCUUCCUUUUUUGUGGAGGGGGAAAGUGGUGGUUUUGUUUGGUUUUUGUGUUUGGGAGGUUUCCCCCCUGCAAUUCAGUAAUGCAGCUCCAAACAUCUUUGAACAGAUGACACUUUUUUGUUCAUUUUUUAAAAUCUUUUUAGGGUUUGUAUCCCAAUAAUGGAAUUAUUUGGUCUAAAAGCAUUGGGAGGAGGGAGGGGAGGUUUUUGUCUAUUUACAGUCAGGUUGCUCACUAACAAGGUUUCCAUGAUUACUGUUUGUUCUUUUUCAUGCAUUUUUCCUUUUAUGCUUAGUAUUAGGUUAUAUACUAUGUUCUACUUGUUUUCACCGUGCCCGAUUUUAUAAUUUUUCCUAUUUCUUUGUAGUUCUCAUACUUAUUUCCAAUUGAAAUCCAGCAUCAAAAGAACAUGCCUCGAUUUAUUCCACCAUUCCCUUUCUCAGAAAGUUCAGUUGCUUCCAGUUUGAUUUGGUUUGAUUUGCAAACCAAAUAAUGCCACUUGGAAAAUCUUUUAAUAGAUGCCUGCUUGUUGUUCAAUUUUUAAAAAUCUUUUCAGGGUUUACUUCCCAAUGAGAAAAUUAUUUGGUCCAAAGGCAGUGGGGGUGGGGGUAGGGGGUUAGGGUAGAGGGAAGGGUAACCUUUUCUGCCUGCUGCCAAGCUGCUCUCCAAAAAAUGUCUACCAGUUUAUAAUUUGACCAGCAAUGACUGUCAAUUGUUUUCUUCGUAACCCUGCCAGCUAGGAAUGAAUUUCAUUGCUUGUUUGUUUUUGCCACUGUGAAGCGGGUGAGAUUGUGCCCCAGUUUUAAUUUAUGUAUCUUUAAAGUUGCAUUUGUAAGUGACAAGAAUCUGGGUUUCUUCUUUUGAGAGCUGCCUGUAUCCUUUUUGACCACCUUUUUUCUUUUUAUGUAGCAUAUUUUUCAUUAAAGAUUAAAA